AUGCCGCUUUACAAGUCGCCCGUUCGGCAUUGGUUGAAAAUAAGACUGAUCUCGACAUCGAGAGCAUCGACAAGUGCUUUCAAAUCGAUCAAUACAAGAAGCAACUUUUGUACUUUGGAAACGGUUAAAAGAAUGAAAUCCCAUCUGUUGAGCGUUCUCUUUGCUGUCUCACUUUUGCUCGUUGUUGAGGGGCAAUGGGGUCCUUAUUAUGGCCCCUAUGGUGGAAUGGGGCCAAUGGGUGGCUUCUAUGGGCCACCCAUGUGGCAAAGGCCUUACAUGAGACCCUAUAUGGCUAGACGACCGGGCUUUAACGGAAUGGGCGCUUUACAAGGCGCCAUGAUGGGUGCAAUGAUGGGGAUGAUGGGGAAA
Mesorhabditis belari is the source of this 369-nucleotide messenger RNA. The record is from the annotation of a GenBank genome assembly. NCBI's taxonomy places the organism in Eukaryota, Metazoa, Nematoda, Chromadorea, Rhabditida, Rhabditidae.